Molecule: messenger RNA, 3025 nt
Organism: Castor canadensis (American beaver)
Lineage: Eukaryota; Metazoa; Chordata; Mammalia; Rodentia; Castoridae
Source: RefSeq, a predicted model, not a curated record
GUAAGGAAGAGGAGCUGAUGAACAGUGCUGGACCAAGGAGUCUUGUAUGAAUUGCAGAGAUAGUUGAGGGGGACUAGGGACAAGAGAGGAUGCUUGUCAGGUAGUGGAUAUUGUAGUGUAUGGAGGAAAAUGGCCCAGUAGAGAGGGAGGAUGGGUGAUGCUAGUCAGGGGAAGAAAGUAGAUGGACGCUUGUCCACUUUUGCUGCCCGUGCGGGCCAUCAUGGCCUGACAGGCCCUGAGGAAUGGAGAUGAGUGUUGUGUGAUGUUGAUCGUAGCCUUGUCUGAUCCAUGAGCCUCAAGGUAUGUGGUGAGGGAAGGCUCACUCUUUGUCUUUCUCUCUCCAGGUGCCAUGCUAUGUGUUUGAUAAAGAGCUAAAGAAGCACGAUUUAAACCCACUGAUCAAGAUGAGUGGUGGCUACUUGGUGGAUGACUCUGAUCCCGACACUUCUCUAUUCAUCAACGUGUGUAGAGACAUAAAUGCUCUCCGGGAUUCAAGCCCACAGCUGCGCGUCUGUCCUGCUGGCACUGCAGCCUGCUUGUUGAGAGGAGACCGAGCGUUUGAUGUGGGCCAGCCCAAGGAGGGGCUGAAGCUGGUGAGCAAGGACAGGCUUGUUCUGAGCUAUGUGAAGGAAGGGUCAGGGGAUCCAGACUUUUGUGAUGGUCACAGCCCCGCAGUGACAAUUACAUUUGUGUGCCCAUCUGAGCGGAGAGAGGGCACUAUUCCCAAACUCACUGCCAAGUCCAGUUGCCGCUACGAGGUUGAGUGGAUCACUGAGUACGCCUGCCACAGAGAUUACCUGGAAAGUGGAACCUGCGCUCUGAGCAGUGAGCAGCACGACAUCGCUAUUGACCUCAGUCCCCUUGCCCAGCAGAGAGGGUCCUAUGUUGCUGAUGGAAAAGAAUAUAUGUUUUCUAUGAAUGUCUGUGGAAAUUCGGAGGUUCCGAUCUGUAGUGACAAAGAGGCUGCAGUUUGCCAAGUGAAAAAGGCUGACUCCACUCAAGCCAAAAUAGCAGGAAGACACCAGAACCAGACCCUCCGGUACUCCGAUGGAGAUCUCACCCUGGUCUAUUUUGGAGGUGACGAAUGCAGCUCUGGCUUUCAACGGAUGAGCAUCAUAAACUUUGAGUGCAAUAAGACUGCAGGUAAUGAUGGGAGAGGAGUUCCUGUGUUCACGGGGGAGGUCGAUUGCACCUACUUCUUCACGUGGGACACAAAGUACGCGUGUGUCAAAGAGAAGGAAGACCUCCUCUGUGGUGCCAGUGAAGGGAAGAGGCGUUACGACCUGUCUGUGCUGGUUCGCCACUCAGAAUCAGAGCAGAAUUGGGAAGCUGUGGAUGGCAGCCAGACAGAAACAGAAAAGAAGUAUUUCUUCAUUAAUGUCUGCCACCGAGUGCUGCCGGAGGGCAGGGCCAGAAACUGUCCUGAAGAAGCUGCUGUGUGUGCAGUCGAUAAGACUGGAAGUAAAAACCUGGGAAAGUUUGUCUCUUCUCCCUCAAGAGAGAAAGGAAACAUUCAGCUCUCUUACUCAGAUGGUGAUGAUUGUCCUGGGGGCAAGAAAAUAACAACUAACGUCACACUUGUGUGCAAGCCAGGUGAUCUAGAAAGUGCUCCAGUGUUGAGAACUUCUGGGGAUAAUGGAUGCUUCUAUGAGUUCGAGUGGCACACAGCAGCUGCCUGUGUGCUGUCGAAGACGGAAGGAGAGAACUGUACAGUCUUCGAUUCCCAGGCAGGGUUCUCAUUUGAUUUGUCACCUCUCACAAAGAAAAAUGGUGCCUAUAAGGUUGGGACAGAGAAGUAUGACUUCUAUAUAAAUGUUUGUGGCGCAGUGUCCAUGGACUUCUGUCAGACAGACUCUGGGGCCUGCCAGGUAGCCAAAAGUGAUAAGAAGUCUUGGAACCUGGGACUAAGUAAUGCUAAGCUUUCAUACUAUGAUGGAAUGAUCCAGUUGAGCUACAAGGAUGGAACACCCUAUAACAAUGAAAAGCACACACCAAGAGCAACACUGAUCACUUUCCUUUGUGACCGAGAUGCCGGAGUGGGUUUCCCCGAAUAUCAGGAAGAGGACAACUCAACCUACAACUUCCGGUGGUACACCAGUUAUGCCUGCCCAGAGGAGCCCCUGGAGUGCGUGGUGACCGACCCCUCCACAAUGGAGCAGUAUGAUCUUUCCAGCCUAGUAAAGUCUGAAGGCAGUCGUGGAGGAAACUGGUAUGCCAUGGACAACUCGAGGGAACACGUCACAUGGAGGAAAUACUACAUAAACGUGUGCCGGCCUCUGAAUCCUGUGCCAGGCUGCGAUCGAUACGCAUCGGCUUGCCAGAUGAAGUAUGAAAAUAACCAGGGCUCCUUGGCUGAGGUCGUGUCCAUCAGUAACCUGGGAGUUGCAAAGACAGGCCCUGUGGUGGAGGAGAGUGGUAGCCUCCUCUUAGAGUAUGUGAAUGGCUCGGCCUGCACCAGUAGUGACGGCCGGAAGACCACCUACAGCACCAGGAUCCAUCUUGUCUGUGGCAGGGGGAACCUGGUAAGGCACUACCUGGGGUGGGUUCGGGAGAACUCCAGUAGAAACACCCUUGGGGGUCAGUAUGUGUUGCUUUUGUUUUUAAUUGGAGUAUAAUGUAUAUGACAUAAAAUCAGCCAUUUUAGCCAUUUUUGGGUUAUCAAGACCAUGAAGCACAUACUCAGUGUGGUACACCCACCACAGAAUCCGUGUCCAGAACUUUGAAGACUCCCAAACACAGUUGCUUUUUUAUCAGGGGUUAUAGGUUUAUACCUGGGUCAUGUGUUUUGAAUAAUUACCAGAUAGUCGGGUGAAGGCCUGUUUAUCGAGGUAGUGCUCGUUAAGGUCAGUCACAGUGAGCCCUGGCUCUCUGAUAUGGGCCAGCUGUUCUGGGCCUCUGUUCUGCAGUCCAGUCGACUCUGAGUUACUCAGGUUCCUGUACCUCAGAGAUGUGCAGGUUUUUCUUGUCACUUGCUAAGAUCGCUGAUCAGGGGAGAAACUACUAGCUCGCUGAGUGUGGGCACAUG